Molecule: messenger RNA, 7218 nt
Organism: Theileria annulata
Lineage: Eukaryota; Apicomplexa; Aconoidasida; Piroplasmida; Theileriidae
Exons: 1
Coding region: 1-7218 (2405 amino acids)
Source: RefSeq, a predicted model, not a curated record
AUGAAAGUGGCUGGAUAUAAGGUUCAUGUAGAUACUAGUAGGACUAAUCGUUACUCUAGUCUCUACCAUGAUUGGUUUAUCAUCUCUGUAGGUUGUUUUACAUAUUUUCUGGUUGGUCUAUCACUUACUUUAGUUUAUGUAUUAUGUGAGAUGGAUUAUUUCAUGUUAUCUGGUUUAUUUCGUAUCCAGAGAUUCUUUUCAGAUGAUGCUUAUUAUUUUAGUAAACAGGUUGUUCUAAUGUAUGGUGUGAUUGGCUUCAUAUUUACACUUGUCAUUGGACCAAUUGGUAAGAUCUCAUGUAUAGUGUGGUCUUGGAUUCUGACACUAACAUAUCUUGUGUUUGGAACAUGCUCUUACUUGUUUGGAUUCACUCAGUAUGGUAAGUUGUUAAUUAUAUCCAUCAGCAUAAUAUCACUCAUAACACAUAUUCUGAUGUGUAACUUCAUAUUCUUCCUAUUUGAUCCAAUGACCAAUUCUACAAAACCAACUGAAACCAAGUCACCAGAUGAGAACUCUAAGAAAGAUGAGAAAGAUGAGAACUCUGAGAAAAGUAACGGAGAUUAUAACACUCAGAAAGCUAAUAGAGAUAGAACUAAGCACUUGAAUGCUAUUGGUCCAUAUGGAUCAUUAGUAUACUAUAGGGUAAUUAUGUUCCUGGUUGGAUUUUUUCUCGGAUCACCUAUCCUCUUAUUUGUGGUGAGGAUUAGUUUAUCUGUAGAUACAUUUUCUGAAAAGGAUCCUAUCAUGUCCUCAGUUGACAUGUGUAGAAUAAUGAUGCUCAUGUUCUCAAUAUCAGUUAUGGCCAGUAUAUUCCUUACACUUACAUUUUCAAAUGCAUCAGUAACUGAAUAUACAUUGAUGCCAUUUCGUAUGAUAUCUUUUAGAAGACUUAAGAAGACUAUGUUUAACUUCUUUGAUAUAGAGUUAUUGGUUGUAGCCUGGAUCAUCAAUCCUCUAAUCAUGACAUUAAUUCCAUACACUACUAGGAUCCAUUCCGAGUUCCAUAAAUUCACACUAUUUCAUAGACUAUUAUUCUCAUUGUUUCUUAUUUCCAUAAUGAUACUGAUGCACAGAGAUAUACUCUAUAGCUGUAUCAGGACCAUAAAAUUACUUAAUGCAUCAAUAUUCAACAUCUUAUAUACUGAUGGAUAUAUACAGAUCGAUGAUGAAGAUCUUAGGAAGACACCUGUAUCAACAACUCCAUAUUCUAACUACACACUUGGAUAUUAUGCUGAUUCAGUAUCUAUGGUUCCAAAUGAUAUAUCAGUUCCAUCAGAAGUAUCAUAUCCUUACUUUGAUAAUGGCUGGGAUCAUGUUGAGAAUGAGGAUAAAAAACUCUUGCUUAGGUCAUACCAGAUUCUUGUAUCACUUCGGAGACUAUCACACUAUAUUAAUACUGGAGCUGAUAUUGAUAUUCGUAACAUCUAUAAUGAUCCAGACAUAUCAUUGUGUAAACCACAAAUAGAUACAUCAGAUGAAUCUGAGACUAAUCCUAAUGAUCCAAUGAAAUCCACAGUAUACCUACUGAAUGAAUAUAAAAGUGAACUUAUGUCAAUGAUAGGUAAUUCAAUUGUUGGAUAUAGUAAUCACUACUCUUCUGUUAUAUCAAAUAUCAACUAUUACCUGUGCUAUUUAAGAUUGUCCAUUCUUUAUAAUAAAUUAUUUCUUUCGUUUUCCUUUUCUUCUUUUUGUUCUAUUAUAGUUUCUUGUUCUACUUCAAUUGUUAAUAAUUUAAAACUAAUUCUCUCAAUGAAUUAUAAUCUAUAUUAUAUUCAUCGUCUAUCAACUCAUUUACAUUUCGUCUAUAAUUUAAUUUCUAGUAUUCAGUAUAUUGAAUAUUUGAUGCAAAAUAUGAAAUUAUUCAUUUCUGUAAUAGAAAAUUUUACAUUAAUCGGAUCAUAUCUUAAUUAUUUAAAAUGUGUCAGAUGUUUAAUAUGUAAGCUACAAUCUUUCCAGUGUAAAUUGAAAAAAUUUGAAAAUUUAAAUUGUAUUAUAAAAAAUUUAGAAGCUUUUAUUAAAAUUUCAUGUUUUUUAAAUUGCAAAAGUUGUGAUAUUAAAAAGGUUCAGUGUUUUACUAAUGAGCUAAAAAAGGUUCAGUGUUUUAUAAUUAAGUUUAAAUGUAUAGAAUUCGAUGAAUAUAUAAAAUGUAUUGAUUGUUUGAUUCAAAAUCUUUGUUUUCUUUCAAAAAUAAACAUAAUUACCUUCAGCUUUAUAUUGGAAUGCUCUAAAAUUGUUAAGUAUAAUAUUUGUAUAUUAGAGUAUAUAAGGUGCAAUAUCUUGAACUUGCAGAAAAUUUAUGAAAAAAUUAAUUUGAUUCAAACUUUAAUGACAGUUAUAGCCAAUUUCCGAACUUAUUCCACUGUCCUAUUUUCUUUUGAAGAUGCUAAAUCAAUUGUAGAAAGCUUAAGAGAUAUUCACUGCACCAUCUCUUGUUUAGAACAGCUUUUGAUUAAAAUAACUUGUACAGAAAAUAUGGAUUCAUUUAUAUGUAAUCUAAAAAUGAUAGAAUGUAUUUUACAAAGAUUAAAAACUGUUUAUUGCAAAAUAGACAGUAUUCAAACAAGAAUACAAAAAAUUAAUAAAUGUUUGAAAGAUUCCAUUGAACUUAACACAGAAACUUUAAAGUGUUUAGAAUUACUAGUUCAUCAAUUAAUAUGUAUUGAGAAAUUAAUAAAAUAUUUUCAAGCUAUAGAGCACCUUGUUCAUAAUUUAAAUUAUUAUUUUUAUAUAAUCCAAAAUUUACAAUCUUUUCUAAAUACCAUAAUUAAACACGGAAUAUUAGAAUCUUCUUUAAAAAAUUCAGAAAAAAUCAAAUGCUUGAUUAAGCGAUUAGAGUGUCUUGAAAAUAUAAUAAAUGAUAAGAAAUUAAUUAACUCUAUUUCAUGUUGUCUGAAAUAUUAUAAACCUAUAGUAGCUUUAUUUAAUUUGAUUAAGUGCCAAAUUUCCAGAUCAAGUUAUAGCAUAGUAAAGAUCACAAUUUUAAGCCGAACUACUAGAAAUAAAUGUCAGAUUAUAAAGGCUAUCACCAUUAUAAUGAAGAAUUUAGUCUGCAUUAACACUGUUUUGCCUUGCUUAGAACAAAUUAAAUGUAUUUCAAAGUUAUUGGAAUCCAUAAAGGGUGUUAAACCCAAACUACUUGCUAUAAAUUGUUUUAUUACAAAUUUGACAAUAAUUGACACUUUGAUACAAAGCGUUAUGUCAACAAAAAAUAUAACAGUUUGUUUGGCAAUUAGUUAUGACCGAAAACUUAUUUUGGCAUGUACUAAUUCUAAUUUACAACAAAAUUUAAUAUUAAUAAAUUCUCUUCUUAGCCUCAAAGAGUAUAUUGUUAAAUUUCAAGAUUUAUCAUCUAUUAUUAACAGCAUAGUGUCAGGGAUAUCAAUUUUUAAUAAUAUAAAGUGUAUAGAAACAAUUAUAAGUCGUUUGGCAUUUGUCGAAUCGUAUACUAAUACACUAAAAUACUCUAAUAAAUAUAAUAUAAAAUACUUGAAGUUUUCAAUAGAAUCUGUAGGCAGACAGUUUUUACGUUGUUCUGCCUAUUCUACGUCCAUUGUUUUAUUCGAUUUGACUCAUGACAUAAUUGAGGAUGAUUCACAUACUUCAUUAUCUGAUCAAUCACUGAGACCUACAAUUAUUUUGCAGUCAGUAUCUAUAUUAUCCAAAAAUCUGAAUGACAUUAUAUGGACUUUGUUUUCACACAAUCAGCUGGAAGAAUUCAUAUUUGCUAUAUCAAAAUCUUACAAGCUAUUUGAAAUUCGUAAAGAAAUUUUUCAUAUACUAAAAUUUGCUGAUAAUUGUUGCUGUUUCUGUUGCCUUAAACCUAUAAAUCGUUCAUUCCCUUCCCGUCAAGACCUGAUUAAUAAAUCACAGCUAACUGGUUUGAAUCCUCAUACAUUGCUUUUAUAUGAUAUCACUGUAAGAGGUAAAUUAACACAUCAAUGUCUCUGUUUAGUAAUUAAGUAUAGAUUAAAACCAAGUCGUCUGAUAUCCACAUGUUAUUUUGUUGAUAUAUUAUUCGAUUUUUUUAACACUAGUAAAAGAAAGUUUGACAAAAAAACUUAUUUAUCAUCUCACACUAUCGAUAUGGCAAAGUUUAUUUAUUUAAUCAUUGCUGCCACUUACAAAAUUUUAAUUUUAUUACAACAAAGGUAUCUGUGCAAUUGUGACAAAACAUGUUGUACUUCUGAUAAAAGUAAUAGUUGCACUUGUUGCAAUGGUAUAAAAGUCCCAUGUUGCUCCUGUCUAAAACCUAAAGCUGACUGCAAAUGUUGCUGUAAAGAAAGGAAAAGUUGCCAACAAUCAUGCUGUAAACGAACAAACAAUAAUGGUACAUCAUGUGUUUGCUGUAGAUGUUGCUGUAUAUGCUUCUGCAGAUGUCCAGAUGAUCAGUACUAUGCCUACUUUAUAUCGAUGAUUCUUUUUAUAUCACAGCUCUUGGAAGAUGUUUUUACCUUUGACAAUGAGAAGAUUCGAAUGGCAACUCAGUAUUUAUCUAAUUUGAUAACUGACCUGAAUAUGAUGUAUUUAAACCCUCAUAAAUUAAGGCUAAACAAUUCAUCAACUAGUGGUAACCAAACUAAUAGUGUAACAUCUUUUAAUAUUGGAUAUGAAAUUAAAAUAUCAGAAAGUAGUAUAGAAUUAAAUUUAUGGCUAAGCAAAGUUUUGGGAACUUUUAAUAAAUAUUCCUUAAUUAUUAAAUCACUUGUAUUAAUAACAAUUACAGAAGUUAAAACCUCUAAAUUUACUUCAUUCUGUCAAAAAUGGUCCGAGUUAUCCUUUUCUCUCAUUAAAGAUAAGCAUGUUUCAUCUGAAACAAAAAAACACAUCACGAUUAUCACAACUCUUAUUUCAGAACAAUACAUGUUGACAAUAAAAAAUCAAGGAUCACCUACAGCUUUAAAAUGUUGUACAGAUAAGUGCAAAUGCAAGUGUUGUAAAAUAAUAUGUGUUUGUAUUAGGUUAUUUUCCAAUAAGUUAAAACUAAUAGCUUGCCAAUUAACAGAGACUGGAAUAUUAGACUUGAUGAAUUCAUCAUUUAACCAUGAGGAAUUAAAUCAGUUAGCAUCUGAUAAAAUAAAAAUGAUUAAUAAUAGUUCUGAAAGUUUGAUUAAAUCUAGUAAGAACUCUAGGAUCAGUGAUUCUACAAGUUCCAUGAUCUAUGGUAGUGAUUUUGAUCAUAUUAAUCCUAAAUAUUUUGGUUAUGAUGAUGUAUAUAGACCUCAUCCACAUUUUGGUUCAGGAUACUUUAAGUUUGUACUUAGCAGAGUAUUCAUUGUCAUUAUCUUAUUGUUCAUGUUCAUAUUCAUAAGGACUAGAUUUGAUAGAUUUGUCAAGCCUGAUAUCUUUGGUGCUUAUUUGAUCAAGGUAGAUUCUAACAUUAAUAGGUUUAGAGAAGUACUUCAUAAUAGACUAGGUCACAGCAUUAGGAACAUUGGUAGGAUCGGAAGCCUCGAUAGUUUAUUUGAUGAUAUGCCAGAUCCAAGUCAUCAUCUAGUAUUUGAAUAUCCAGAGUUAGCUGACAUUCAAGAUCUUAAGUCAUGGUCUGAGAGUGACUCAAUAUCUGACACAUUCACAGAUGCUAUCUAUGAUGAGCAGAGUAGGACUGUUCAGGAGUCUAGGAGGAGAAAGGUAGCUUUCUACAUAUUCAUAGUUGUCUUCUCACUUCUAUCAUCACUUUAUUUGAACUUUGUAGUUAGGGAUCUAUCAGUGAUGUUAAACUUAGAUCAUAAUACUUGGUCAUACUUCAUAAGUAUUACUAUUCUGAUGGGUAUGUUAAUAAGCCUAGUGGUUAAGUAUUGUGUUCAUCUCUAUGACUUUGUUUAUGUUCUAGAGAAGUAUAGUAAUAGGUUAACUAAGAUUGAGAGUUUUGUUGAUGAUAGUUUUGGUGGAAUCACUGGUAACCUAAGUUACACAUCCAAGUUCCUCAUUCUCUUUCAAUUACUAAGAUCAUUGAAGACUGAUAUUGUAUCACUAUUCAGUAUGAAUUAUCCGUACCAUAUACCAGCUCAAAGUCUGAUGAAGAAUAAGGUAUAUCCAUACAAGGAUAUGACAACUGAUAUGGAGAGAAUGAUGACAUGUGAGAAUAUAGAAUGUAUCAGGAAUAUGGUCCUAGAAAUUAUUGGAACACCAGAAUCCAUGGAUCUACAAAAUAUACUUGACUUUAUAUCAUAUGCAGCCAUAAGGAAUAGUUCUGAGUUUGAUAAGUAUCAUGGUUACUUUAGUGGCAAUGAACGUUAUUUAGCUUGGAGACUUGGUAAGCUACUAAGUCAUAACUUCUUCCUUCUAACUUAUGGAAGAUACUCAUGUAUUCUUGAGAUGGAUCAUAUUAUUAGGAAUCUACAGGUUCCCAUAACACAGUUCCAUAACUGUCAGAUGCUAUGGCAACUAUUUGGCAACUAUGAGUCUAACCUCAUCUCACUCAAAUGUUUGGGUGAAGAAUCAAUAGGUGUACCACUUACUGCGAUUCAGAGAGAUGUUCUAAGAAACAAGUUCAAUGAGGAGUAUGUUGGUGAAUUCACCAAAUACCAGGAGUUCAUAAUGAGGAACCUUCAUAUCAAUAUAGAUGAUGCUGAUGAUGAAGAAUGCAGUUGUUACUUUCCAUAUCCAGAAUUAAUCAAGUGUCCACUUGAUAGAGACAAGGUGGCUAGGCUCACAAGAGAGUAUUUUGGUGACAAUAGGAGACUCAGUCUAUCACUUCCUACAACCAACUGCAAUGUAACCAAACAGAUCUCAAAUCAAACCAAGUCUUCAAGUGUUUCAGUCACUAAGUUCUGUGAUCAUUGGUUAAAUAUGAGACUUGGCUAUUGUGAUACCGAGGAAUGUGAGAAGGCUGUAAGAUUUGCACACGAACUUGUAGUGUCAAAACUAUCCAGUGACUCAGAUGUAUUUGAGUCAAUUAAGGAAACUAUAGCUAGUUUGAAAUUGAAUAUUCUGAAUACAGAAGAAGUCUAUGAGACUCCAGAAGAUAUCCACGUACCUAUAAAAUCUUCAGAACAUAAAUCACUUAAGGAUUAUACUAAUAAACUUAAUGAACUAAGAUACAAGACUUCUGAUAACUAUCAGGAUACAGUUCUUGAUUAUCUAAACAGAUACAUGAUGGAGACCAUGACUAAUACUGAGAAGAUUAUGGUCCCAUUAGGUAUAUUCUUAUCCUGGUAUGGAAUACCAAUAUGUGAAGAGCAUAUAAGAAAUAUGGGUAAAUUUCAAUAUCUCAUAUGA